GGCCCUUUUCCGCUGAACGCCGGAAGUGGUUCUCCCCUCCUGCCAGUGGGCCAUGGAGUUGGUGGCACAGUAACGCCUGAGGUGUGAGGAUUGCGGGGCCGGCGGCCAUGGAGGCCGUGCUAAACGAGCUGGUGUCUGUGGACGACCUGCUGAAGUUUGAAAAGAAAUUUCAGUCUGAGAAGGCAGCAGGCUCGGUGUCCAAGAGCACGCAGUUUGAGUAUGCCUGGUGCUUGGUGCGAAGCAAGUACAACGAUGACAUCCGUAAAGGCAUUGCACUGCUGGAGGAGCUGUUGCUCAAAGGGAGCAAAGAGGAGCAGCGGGAUUAUGUCUUCUACCUGGCUGUGGGGAACUACCGGCUCAAGGAAUAUGAAAAGGCCCUAAAGUAUGUGCGAGGGCUGCUGCAGACAGAACCCCAGAACAACCAGGCCAAAGAACUGGAACGGCUCAUUGACAAGGCCAUGAAGAAAGAUGGACUGGUGGGCAUGGCCAUUGUUGGAGGCAUGGCCCUGGGUGUGGCGGGACUGGCUGGACUCAUCGGAUUUGCUGUCUCCAAGUCCAAAUCCUGAAUGAGACUGCACCUCUGCCUCUGCCCAGGGAUACAUGGGAGCCCAUGGAGAACACUCAGAGAGGGGCCCACCCAUUCUCGCUGUGGCCCUUUCUUCUCCUGCACCCUGUCACUGUCCUCUAUGGCCCCAACCUCCUCUCCCCUGAGAUCUGUCCUCUAGCCCCAGAUCGUGUGCUUUAGGAUGAGUGUAAAUAAAAUUGGGCUUUGACUUGCGAA
Molecule: messenger RNA, 781 nt
Organism: Eptesicus fuscus (big brown bat)
Lineage: Eukaryota; Metazoa; Chordata; Mammalia; Chiroptera; Vespertilionidae
Gene: FIS1
Product: fission, mitochondrial 1
Exons: 5
Coding region: 108-566 (152 amino acids)
Biological process (GO): mitochondrial fragmentation involved in apoptotic process; autophagy of mitochondrion; peroxisome fission
Cellular component (GO): peroxisomal membrane; mitochondrial outer membrane
Molecular function (GO): protein binding
Source: RefSeq, a predicted model, not a curated record